Molecule: messenger RNA, 1238 nt
Organism: Podospora pseudocomata
Lineage: Eukaryota; Fungi; Ascomycota; Sordariomycetes; Sordariales; Podosporaceae
Gene: RPS6
Product: 40S ribosomal protein S6
Exons: 6
Coding region: 207-926 (239 amino acids)
Biological process (GO): translation
Cellular component (GO): ribosome
Molecular function (GO): structural constituent of ribosome
Source: RefSeq, a predicted model, not a curated record
UUGGCACGGUCCAUUCACUCUGGCCCAGAGGUCCGUGAUUCACUUUGGCAGAGUGGGGCGGUAAGGUGCUCCCGCCCAAUUAGCGUCGGCAGAAAAUGUGCCCUAAGAAUUCACAUCGCUGUGAGCACACAAAAUCUUUCUCUUGUUUUCCCGUGUAGACCCGGAGUCCAUCGUCAACAAACGUCGUUGCCAGCAUCAUCGCCAACAUGAAGCUGAACAUCUCCUACCCAGCCAACGGCUCUCAGAAGCUCAUCGACAUUGAAGAUGAGCGCAAGCUCCGCCCCUUCCUCGAGAAGCGCAUGGGCGCUGAGGUCCCUGCCGAUUCCCUUGGCGAUGAGUGGAAGGGCUAUAUCUUCCGCAUCACUGGUGGCAACGACAAGCAGGGUUUCCCAAUGAAGCAGGGUGUUAUCGCCCCUACCCGUGUCCGCCUCCUCCUCUCCGACGGCCACUCCUGCUACCGCCCCCGCCGCACUGGUGAGCGCAAGCGCAAGUCCGUCCGCGGCUGCAUCGUCGGUGCCGAUCUCUCCGUCCUCGCUGUCGCUAUCGUCAAGCAGGGUGAGCAGGAGAUCCCCGGUCUCACCGACACCGUUCACCCCAAGCGCCUUGGCCCCAAGCGUGCCACCAAGAUCCGCCGCUUCUUCGGCCUCAGCAAGGAUGACGAUGUUCGCAAGUACGUCAUUCGUCGCGAGGUCACCCCCAAGGGUGAGGGCAAGAAGACCUACACCAAGGCUCCCCGUAUCCAGCGUCUCGUCACUCCCCAGCGCCUCCAGCACAAGCGUCACCGCAUUGCGCUCAAGCGCCGCCAGGCCGAGAAGGUCAAGGAUGAGGCCAAUGAGUAUGCCGCUAUCCUUGCCAAGCGUGUCACCGAGGCCAAGGCCGCCAAGGUUGAUGCUCGCAAGCGCAGAGCUUCCUCCAUGCGCAAGUAAAGAAUGAGUGUUGUUUAAUGGGUCUCUCGGGUUGCUUUGGGAAAAUGGGUACGGCGUGCUGGCUGGCCGGCUCAUCUGCGAACGUGUAAAUGGCUUUAGAAACGGUCUUCACGAAUGUCAGCAUGAGUCUCUUUGAGAAUCAUCUCAACGGCGUUUUUGUUCCACCGGGAAGGCGUGUGGUUGAGCGACGGAAGAGAAACCAUGAAUACCCUUUUUGACUUGCUCAUAUAGACCCAUGCAGCCAAAAAUUGUGAAACUGUGAUACCCUAUGUUUUUGGUGAUUCUUGUCCCUGGUGAUGCAGCAGUCUACUA